Paramisgurnus dabryanus is the source of this 2484-nucleotide messenger RNA. Its product is annotated as serine protease FAM111A-like. The record is from RefSeq and is a predicted model, not a curated record. Gene Ontology annotation, biological process: DNA replication. Lineage: Eukaryota; Metazoa; Chordata; Actinopteri; Cypriniformes; Cobitidae. Gene Ontology annotation, cellular component: chromatin; nucleus.
AACUCAUUUGUGGCUCUCCAGACUCCCAUUCAAAUUAUCCGAGCAAAAAAUGGCUAAAGAAGAAGUUGAAGAGAGACCCGCGAAAGACCAGCGGCAGAAAGCAGAAGAGAAAACAUUCAAGUUUCGAUUAAACUCUGACACAUAUUCAGUGGCUUGUGAUGCAUCCAUGACUGUACUAGACGCUUUGAAUACAAGUCAGAUCUUCAAGAAGGAAAAAGAAAAACGUACAAACAAAGACAAAGCUGUACUUAUUCAAAGAUUGAAAGAAAUGCCAAGAGCCGCUGUAAAGACCGAUUUCCCCUGCUGUCUUAUUGAUGAUGAUGAGAUCAUAGAAGUAACCUUCAUUAAAAAUGAUGAAGGUACUUCUAUGCAACAAAAUAUUACUGAAAAAGGGCAACAUCCAUCAUGCAGUAACCCUAAGAUGUUUGUCACUUUCUGCGUUGCAAAAAAAGGAGGAGAGAAAGUGAAUGUCUUACUUAAGAGCAAAGCUCUGAGAGUCAGGGUUCAGUAUGUUUGUGUUUAUGCACACAAAGGAGAGACAUUAAAAAGAGCUCUUAAGCGUGAUGGAAGAUUCAGAAAAAUCAUAUUCAAUAAACACUGUGCACUAUCUGAGUUUGGCACCGAGAGCAAGCAUGAAAUGUCACACCCUGUUAAAAAACUUCACCGAAAGGUGUUCAAAGUAGUUGUUCUCAGUAAUGCCAUACAGCCAGACAGUCUAGAAGAAUGGACUUCAGUUUACACUGAACCUGAUGUAGCGUCAGAUGCUCAGGUGGCAGAUGAUGUUGGCAUCAACCAGAUCUCUGUUAACACUGAGAAAGAAAUAAAACAAGAUAAAAAGUCCACAUCUAAGCAGCCUGCACCUAAAGUCAUUCCAAACUCUGAAGAGAUUCUGGGAAUUCUGCGUGAUCAGUUUAAAGGUUUACAAGAAAAGCUAAAGGAGCGAGAGAACCUCAAGAACAAAUCUCAGGUGCAGAAUUUCUUCAGAGGAGAAUUUGCUAAAAGUGUUGAAAAUUUCUUGGAGGUGAAGAAAGUGAAGAUCCUUGCAAAGCUUUCAGAUUCUGUAUGUCAGAUUCGAGUGGAGGGUUCACCCAUGGGAACUGGAUUCUUACUAUUCGGCAGAUUUAUCCUAACUAACGCACAUGUGAUUGAGCCCUUUGCUAGUUGCAUUCAGAAACAACCUGAUCUAUUUAGGCUCCGAAAAACAGUAACAGCUGUGUUUAAUUUUGAAGAUCACCAGUCAAGAGUGACAGAACUGUCAGUGAAUGCAGAUAUUUUUGCCGUUGCUUUGGGAAGAAACAGCGAGGAUAGACAUCUUGACUAUGCCCUUCUUGAACUGAACAAUGAUCCACCUGCUCACCUUCCUAAAUUGCUUUAUUAUCACAGCUUUGCCCCUCCUCGUGCUGGUAGUCAGAUCUGCAUCGUGGGCCAUCCGGGUGAAGGGGUGAAGAAAGUGGACCCCUGUUUCUUCAUUGGUAAGAAACAUGAACAAGAGCCUAUAGAUGAUCAAUUUCAAGUCAUUACACAAAAAUAUUUAGAGAAAGUGGAAGAAAAUCAGAUUCCUUAUCACACUUGUUUCUUCAAUGGAUCUUCUGGCUCCCCAGUUUUUGAUGAACACUGCUAUCUGAUCGGUAUCCACACCGGGGGUUUUAAUCAUAAAGAUAUAUUUGGCAAAGAACAAAGAGUGAUAGAAUACGCUUAUUCUCUGAAGCCCAUCCUGGAUGACAUCAAAAUACAGGUGGAGAAAAAGGAGGAGAGCAAAAGAAACUACAUCUUACAAAUCUUAGAAGAUCAUAGAGAUAUAAGCGAUAUGGAGACGGCAGAACAUCAGAUUCUCAACAUUCAAGCAAUUCCUAUGUGAAUAAUACUGCAAAGCUCUGUUUAUGUAAGAUAAAAUAAAUACCUUAAAAAGUGGACGAUUGUGCACUAGUCAGACCUGAAUAGAGAAUGGAUGAAUUAUUAAUUAAUUAACCAUAAAUCAUAUGCAAUGUUUUAUUACAAAUUACACAAGUGGCCUAUUUAAAAAAAAAAAAUGGAUUCAUCUUUGUUACAAUGAUACCGACAGCCAGUCAUAGCAGUGAGUGAUUUUCUCUUCUUCUUUUCUUAUGUAGUCAUCAUUUUCUGUCAUCAUUUUCUCACUCUCAUAUUGUUACAAACAUGAAAUAAAUUUCUUGUUCUGAUGAACACAUAGAAAUUUUGAGGAAUGUUUGUAACCAAACCGUUCAUUAACCCCAUUCACUUCCACGGAAGUCCAUGUACACCCAAGUAACCACCUAAACCGGCUUCAUGGUAUAUGCCCCAGGGCAAUCAUGUAAUGAUAUUUUCAUCAGCGAGCUACACUUAUUACUUGAUCGCGUGUCACUGCUUUAGCAAUAAAAACACAUGAGAAAGUGUCAUCAAGUUAUCAUAAAAUAUGAAAACAGUCAAAGUUAUCAGGGGUUAAGGUACUAACUACUCAUGUUAAAUUAAAGUAAUAAACCAAUGAAG